Molecule: messenger RNA, 2573 nt
Organism: Tricharina praecox
Lineage: Eukaryota; Fungi; Ascomycota; Pezizomycetes; Pezizales; Pyronemataceae
Product: tRNA synthetases class II-domain-containing protein
Exons: 4
Coding region: 466-2472 (668 amino acids)
Biological process (GO): aspartyl-tRNA aminoacylation
Cellular component (GO): cytoplasm; mitochondrion
Molecular function (GO): ATP binding; aspartate-tRNA ligase activity
Source: RefSeq, a predicted model, not a curated record
CACAAAAUCACCCCACGUUCACCAGUCCUCCGCGCCCCAAACCUCCCACCCACCCUUCUACACACACCUGGCAAUUCCGUACGAGCCAAACAUACACAGCGGGAUCGUGCGCAAUGUCUACAGUAUCGCGGAUAUGUCUCCGCUGUCGAAUACGAAUCCUCAGCCGGGGUCUCACCCCGCGGCCCAACCAGCUCGGUCUGCUUCCCCGGACAUCGGCACGCACGUACAGCAGCACCAAGGCCCCCGAGACCCCCGAGGAGCGUGCCCAAGCCGCGUCUGAUGCUGCCAAAUCGCUGGAGGAGGAGUUUCCGCUGGCGGAUCCAGUGAAGGUGAGGCUCGAAGGACGACUAAAGCCAGAGGGCCCACGGAAACAGGCUGUGUGGAGGACCACCAAGGGAAUUACGACGAAAGACGUUGAGGCGUUCUUGAGCAAGGUCAAGAAGAGCAAGAAGCAGAUCGAGGUCGAUGAGGCGUUCAUGCCUACCAUCAAGGAUGCGAGUAAGGUCGAUAGGACGUACGAAAUGCUGCUGUCUACCAAGCCGCCCCCAAGAAAGCCGAGGCCUCCGGUUUCCCUUACAGGACUGCCGCCGCCGCCGGAGGGACUGGAGCAGAAUCAAGUUUCCUCGCGCGACACACAGAGUUGAGCAGAUCAACAGUCGUGUCGGUAACAAGGACGUGGUGCUCCACGGCUACAUCAAGACGGUGCGGAGGGUGAGCAAGAAACUUGUGUUCUUGCAUCUCUACGAUUUCUUUACGGGCCCCAAUGUCACAAUUCAGCUGGUUUCGAGCAUCGAUGCAAAUACCUCCGAGGAGCGAAAGGAUAUGCACAACGCUCUGCUGAAGCUUCCGCCAUUCGUACCGGUGGCUAUUACCGGAACGAUCGUUAAAUCGGUUUCGCCACCUGCGCCAGACACGCUGUCACUCGGUGAGAGCAAGCAGUGGUCCGACUCGGCAGCGCAGGACAGGCCGGAGAUUCGUCUCGAUUCGCUGGUUCAACUCAAUUCGGUGUCUCCUGACCUUAUCUACACUCCCGAAACCGUGUUCCCGGCUGAGAAGCGACAUCUCCAGCUGCGCACCAUGCCAGAACUCGCUCGGGCCCUGAACAUGAGGAGUCGGGUGAACGAUGUAUGUCGCUCGGUGCUACGUAGGCACGGAUUCCUGGAGGUGGAAACUCCAUUGUUGUUUAAGUCUACACCGGAGGGCGCCCGGGAGUUUCUCGUUCCCGCUCGCAACAGAAGCCAGAGCGGCAGUGGGGGGAUGUGUUACGCUCUGCCGCAGUCACCUCAACAAUAUAAGCAGAUUCUCAUGGCUAGCGGCGUUGCUAGGUACUUCCAGGUCGCCAGGUGCUUCCGAGAUGAAGACCUGCGCGCGGAUAGGCAGCCCGAGUUUACGCAGCUCGAUCUCGAAAUGUCGUUUGCGCGCCAGGAGGAUGUCAUCGAGAUCAUGCAAAAACUUCUCAGAGAGCUGUGGUCGAAAGUACUGGGCGUUGAUAUUCCCUUCCAAUUCAAAAGGAUGACUUAUCGGGAUGCUAUGCGUUACUAUGGAACCGACAAACCUGAUCUGCGAUUCCAUAAGCUCAAGAUUCACAAAGUCUUCUUCGACGAAAACCAGGAAACCCGGUACCCCGGCGCCCAAACGUUUUACAUCCGUCGUGGUGACGCGCAAUUAGAAACUAUGAAGCGCAUUCACGAGGAGCUCGUGGCCGAGCACCAGGUAGCUGGCGGGCCAGACCGGUUCAUGUCCUACGUUGCCGGCGAAGACACGGCGAAUGGUGUUCCUGAGCACGGAUUAUCUGCUGCCGAGGUCGAGGCUAUCAACGAGGCCCUACAGCUCAAUGAGGGCGAUAUCGUCUUGCUGAAGAACCAUUUUAUACAUUACGCAGGCAGCGGCACGCGACUCGGCCAACUGCGAACAGCCCUGAUCAACAAAGCCAUUGCAGCUGAAGUCCUCAAGCCUCCGACCGGCUUCGAGUUCGUCUGGAUAACCGAAUUCCCGCUCUUCUCCCCAACCGACGACUCGGAACCCGGCCAAAGCGGCACCUCCGGCCUUGCGUCAACCCACCACCCCUUCACCGCCCCGCACGAAGAAGAUUUCGCCCUCCUCGGCACCGAACCGCAGCGAGUCCGCGCGGAACACUACGAUCUGGUCGUCAACGGCGUCGAACUGGGCGGUGGGUCGCGGCGUAUCCACGAUCCCGAGCUGCAGCGGUACAUCCUGGAGGAGAUCAUCAAGGUCCAUCCCGAUAAGAUCCACCAGUUCGAUCAUCUGCUCGAUGUCCUGGGCAGUGGAUGUCCGCCGCAUGCGGGGAUCGCGCUCGGCUUCGAUCGCUUGCUCGCUAUCAUGAUGGGUACCGAUAGUGUCAGGGAUGUUAUUGCGUUCCCGAAGAAUAAUAAGGGCAUCGACCCAUUGGUGAAGAGUCCGAGUUUAAUCACGGAUGCGGAGUUGGAGACGUAUGGCCUGCAGAAGAUGUAGUCCUGCAUCUGUGUAUUAUAUCUUCGAUUUUGAGGGGAAUAGGGUGCAUUUAGAGGGCUUAGAUAGAAUCGGUCAAAUGUACAUCUCUUGUUCAAUGCGUC